CGCGACAGGUGCGCGCGGGACCCGCCUCCGGCCGGCGCCGCAGGUAUUCGUGGUGAUAAGAUGGAGCCCUCCCCAUUUAACAGAAGACAAUGGAUUUCACAGUCUCUGAGAAUCACUGCCAAAGAGCUUUCUCUAGUCAACAAGAAUAAGUCAUCAGCUCUUGUGGAGAGGUUCUCCAAGUAUCAGAAGGCAGCUGAAGAAGCCACCGCUGAGAAAAAAAGAAAUAGCGCAGAAAAUCUUCCCCCUCACUUUCGAAGGGGGACUCUGAGCGUGCUGAAGAAGAAGUGGGAGAGCCCGGGGCCGGGCGCCGAGGCCGGCAAGGAGGCGCAGCGGAGCGCCGGGGCCGGCGCCGAGGCCGGGAGCAGCUCGGCUCCUUCGCCGGGCGCGGAGCGAAACGCGGCGGCAGCGCCGGCCUCCGAGCCGCAGGGCCCCGGCGCUGAGCGCGGAAAGUUUGAAAGCCGCUCGCUGGAGGGUGGUAACAUGGAAAACUGCAUGAGAGAAACCAGGCAAGAAGUGGAAAAGACUGGAGCCAGUGAAAACGCGGACGCUGCCGCGAGGAUCGAGAAGUACAGCGUUCCGCUGAGCAAACUGAAGAUGAUGUUCGAAAAGGGCGAAGCAGCUCCGGCCAAGGUCCCUAGGGAGCAGAGGAAGACAGCAGCAAGUGGUAGGAGGAUUUCUGAAAACAGCUACUCUUCAGAGGACUUUGAUGUUGGCCAAGGAGAGAAGAGCCACAGUACCUCAGGGCAUCUAUUAGACAGUAGUCCAGUACUCGGCUCAGAUAAGGCAGAGAGCAAGAAAAGCCUGGACAUGCCUCGCUUGACAGAAACGUCAAUAAAGGAUAGGCUGGCCAAGUAUCAGGCAGCUGUGUCCAAGCAGGGCACUGCCACCAACCUUCUGAAUGAGAUUCAAGCCAGUGAAAGUGAACUCAAGAAUUACAGAUCUGAGCAGAAGGAGAAUAUGCCACCAAGUCUUGAGGACUUCAUUUCCUGUCAGGAUGGGGAGAAGGCUCCUGUAGGUGAAAACAGCCUGCAUUCCCAUUCGGGUCUUUCUGAGGAUGGCAAUAUUGGGCUCAAGAUAGCAAGCGAGACGGAAGUUCAGAAACCUGUCAACACAAAACAGCAAAACUCUGGUUCCAAACUGCUUGGCCAGACGGAGACAUCUCCGCCAAAAGCAAUGAAGAAGUUUCAGUUGCCAGCGAAGGAAAUCUGUGUUGGUUGUCAGAAGACGGUGUACCCAAUGGAGAGGCUCUUUGCCAACCAGCAGGUGUUUCACAUCAGCUGUUUCCGCUGUUCCUAUUGCAACAGUAAACUCAGUCUUGGGACUUAUGCAUCUCUGCGUGGGAACAUUUACUGCAAGCCUCAUUUCAAUCAGCUCUUCAAAGCUAAAGGUAACUAUGAUGAAGGUUUUGGACACAAACAGCAUAAGGAAUUAUGGGCAAGCAAAACAGAGUGUGAGGAAUCCCUGGAGAAAACUGUUCAUGUACAGGCAGCAGAAAGUCCUCAAAGUCCUGGAGUAGAGGAUGCCCCAAUUGCAAAAGUAGGAGUUCUGGCUGCAAGCAUGGAAGCAAAAGCUUCAGCUUUGCCUGAAAGAGAAGAGAGACCAGCAGAAACGAAAAAGCUCAGGAUUGCCUGGCCGCCUCCAUCUGACCAAAGUAUUCAAGGAAGUGCCUUAGAUGAAGGCAUCAAAGUAUUCAAACCCAAAUGGCCCCCAGAAGAAGAGCUUUCUAAGCCAGAUGUGCAGGAGGAUGUGGAUCUGGAUCUCAAAAAGUUAAGAAGAUCUUCCUCACUGAAGGAGAGAAGUCGUCCCUUCACAGUGGCAGCCUCAUUUAGAACAAUGUCUGUUAAAGGCCAUAAAACAGAGAAUUUAUCUUCUCCUUCUAAGACAGAGAGAGACAUCUUGAAAAGAAGUGAGGACCUGGAAAGAGAGGUCAUGACAGACACAAAGCAAAAAGAUAAGAAGGUUGAGAGUAGGAACAUCCAGAAUGCUGAAAAGAAAAAUGCAGAAGAGGAGCAGGAAUUGUCUGAUAGCAAAGUAGAAGAGCAUAACUUGGUAGAAAAUGGCCAGGCGAGCACAGAGACGGAUGAGGAAGAACAGGCUGUAGAAGAUCAGCAAACUCAAAGUGAAGAAUUUCUUGAGCCAAAUUCUCCUAAACAUUCCAGCUUAGCCAACAAGAUUGCUAACGAAUCAUCUCCUCACCAGAAUCGUAAAUCCCAAGAUGUUGGUUUCUGGGAGGGUGAAGAUAUAGAAGAUCUGUCUGUGGAAGAACAGAUCAAACGGAAUCGUUACUAUGAGGAAGAAGAUGAAGACUAAAUUGGCCUUUUACAAGAAAAUUUGCUUCAAGGUGCUGGGCCUUUUAAAAUUGGUAUUUUUAGCUUUAAGAAGCAGCUGUCCUCUGUGAAAGUGAUGCUGUACUGCACAUUGACAUGUAAGGGAAUCAUAUGUGCACAUUAUCUUGAAUACGGAAGUACUGUUGAAGUUUGCAAAGAGCAUAUUUAGAUGCAUGGAAAUGAAUAACUGUUGCUGUGGGAUAGCUUCAACAGGUAUUCUCUAUCCACAGCAUAAGAACAGAAUUGUCUUAUCUUUUUUUUGAGCUUAGUACUUAUUCCACUAACAAUUUACAGAAUUUUACUGUGCUCACAAAGGUGAUGUGAAACAGGCUUUCUGUAAUACACUACUUUUACCACUACAAAUGCUACUGCAGUGUUUAGGGACCAGUUUCAAAGGGACUUUCUGGCCUGCUUUAAAAAUAGUAACUGAAUGCACUUUAAUACAUGUAAAGGGCACAGCUGGGAUAUAUUUUUUGUAAUGAAAACCCUAAUUAUGUUUGUGCUUCGAAUCCAACAAUUAAAGCAUCUUAAACAGAGUGCAACAUGAUUUUCUCUUUUUAAUCUCAAAACUACUUAUGAUCAGUGGAAGACUUUCUACUCUUUACUCUGUGCAACUGGAAUAGUAUGCCCAUUGCUGGAAUAUAUGUAUUUUAGUGCUUAUCCAGAAGCUGUGCUGACUGACAGGGCUCUUUGAAGACAAAUCAACACUUUUGCUGGAGCCUGCAGGGCAUUACUUUUGCAUUUCAUAUGCAUUUAAGUGUUUUUCUUUUUUUCUUCCUAUAUUUUUUUUUAGUAGAUUUCAUCAUUGAUUCAUUUAAAACUGCAGAUAAUUAUAAGGCCUCUUGACAAUUAUGAAAUCCUGUUUGUACCAAGCUGCCAGGAAUCUUUUCAUUACGGCUAUGAAAUUAUGCUGUAUUGCAAAAUAUUUGGGAUAAACCCAUACGAACAGUGAGACUUUCUGAUUCCUAGGAUUGAAGCUUAGUGUAUUUUUAAAUUUGACUACAUUUAUUUUAUGAAUAAUGGAAUAUGAAUGGUGGAAGGAGGAUGUACUUCUAUAUUAGCUUUUAUUUGUACUGUAUUCUCAUGAGAAUUAGCUCUAACUAUAUGAGAUGUAAAAUAUUCUGCUUUCUUAACAAUUCUGCUAAGUAUGAAAUCUUCAAUAAAGUUCUGUCAUUUACA
This is a messenger RNA of Rhea pennata, 3506 nucleotides long. RefSeq names its product LIM domain and actin binding 1 (gene LIMA1). The transcript is spliced from 11 exons. Gene Ontology annotation, biological process: actin filament bundle assembly. Gene Ontology annotation, cellular component: actin cytoskeleton; plasma membrane. Gene Ontology annotation, molecular function: actin filament binding. The record is from RefSeq and is a predicted model, not a curated record. NCBI's taxonomy places the organism in Eukaryota, Metazoa, Chordata, Aves, Rheiformes, Rheidae. The coding region runs from base 61 to 2310 and encodes 749 amino acids.